AUGUUCAGAGACAGAACCAAAUUGUUUUUAUCGUAUCGUCGAACUAUAACGCGAGAUGAGCCAAACAGCAGACUCAGGAACCCGUUUCUGGACGAAAUAGGAAAUGAAGAUGAGGAUAUGUUAACAUCGGAACAAGACAAUCUAAUUCUAUCUUCACGAAAGCACCAAAACCGCCAACAGCAAUCGAAAUCGAAAUUGAGACAGGAUAUUGAAAUGAAACCAAUAAUACCUACGCAAUUUGAAAUUGCCAAAGAUUUGGAUAUACACCUCAAUGUUAUUUCGAAGCAAACACAAGAUUUGCAAUCGCUAUAUAAACAGCUCAUCAUAAUCAACAAGUCACAAGCCAAAAAGGAGAUUGAGAGCCAAAUUGAAGAAAGCAAUUAUCAAAUUUUGAAAAAUUUCGAAAAAUGUUAUAUUGCAAUCAAAAAGUUUGAAUAUCUUGCAAAGAAUUACUCUAGGUUGAAAAUUGACUAUCUGGCGCAAGAUUUGGAAGUAUUGAACAAUAUGAAGAAAAACUAUGCAAAUAAGAUUCAACAGCACUUGAUAGUUUUUAGAAAUUUGCAAAGUAACUAUAUGAACUUCCUUAGGGAUGAUGACGAUGAGUUUGACCUCUUGAUCAACGAGAAACGAAACGAACAGUUGCAAAAGACUCAGCACGUUGCUAACAAUGCCACCACUUCCACAGCCGAGGAAUUUAGUAAAGAGCUUCUACAAACACAAACACAAAUGCAACAACAAAAUCAAGACAUGUCAUAUCUAGAACAAAGAGAAAAAGAAAUCAACAAACUAGCAAUGGGCAUAUUGGAAAUUUCUACAAUUUUUAAAGAGAUGGAAAGUAUGGUGAUUGAUCAAGGUACAAUUUUAGAUCGAAUUGAUUAUAAUUUAACUUCAACGGUACAGGAUCUACAAAGUUCCGAUAAGGAGUUGAUUAGAGCACGCACGUAUCAAAAGAGAACUACAAAGUGUAAGAUUAUUUUCUUCUUAGUGCUAUGUGUGUUUGCAUUGUUGAUGAUUUUCAUCUUGAGACCAAGUAGUCACACUAAAAUUAUUGAAAAGCCAACCGAAAAGCCUGAAGACAAGAAACCUACUAAUGAAGUGAACCAUCCAGAUGCGCCUUUGGAUGACGGCUCAUAG
This is a messenger RNA of Lodderomyces oxycetoniae, 1134 nucleotides long. It is a transcript of the gene TLG2, whose product is annotated as Tlg2p. Gene Ontology annotation, biological process: vesicle-mediated transport; vesicle fusion; intracellular protein transport. The coding region runs from base 1 to 1134 and encodes 377 amino acids. Gene Ontology annotation, cellular component: endomembrane system; membrane; SNARE complex. Gene Ontology annotation, molecular function: SNAP receptor activity; SNARE binding. The transcript has a single exon. The record is from RefSeq and is a predicted model, not a curated record. NCBI's taxonomy places the organism in Eukaryota, Fungi, Ascomycota, Pichiomycetes, Serinales, Debaryomycetaceae.